AUGGCGAAUGAAUCGACAGGACGUUCGACAGGUGGUGGAGAGCCCUCAGGCUCCCACACGCGUCGAACCUCAGAUGGCGAUGAUGUCUCUGAACUGGCAACAACAUACAAUCGGUUGGUGGCACAGGGGUUCCCAGCAGAGUUGGCCGCACAAGUGGCACAACAGCGAUGGGCAGCAAAGAUGGGAAUCACAUUGUCAACGGGUAGCAGCAAUAAUGGGGGCUCAAUGUCUGCCCUUAAAGAAUUCAAGGAUGAACACGACCACGUCAGCUUGUCGCUGAAUGAAAAGCUUGCAGGGGCCUCAAACUUUGAGGCGUUCAAACGCGAAGUUAUGGCGAGAGCAGUACUGCUGGAGGCCAACACCAUUCUCACCAAAUACGAGGAGCAAGCACCCGAGGACUCCACCCCUGAUGAGAGCAAGAUAUGGAGCUAUAAGAACAGGCGGAUGUGGGAAUGUAUAUGGAAUAAUAUGAAGUCAAAUGCCCAGACCCUCGCGCAGUCAAAACUACAGGGUGAUGAGGAAACCGGAAAAAUGGGGAACACCGCAGCUCUGUGGCGAGCAUUGGAACUUGAAUACCAGGUUCACGCGGCGGAUCACCAAAACACGUUAUACAGUCGAAUCUCCCAUAUGAACAUCUAUUGGCAUGGGGGGGAUCUCACCCCCUUUGUGCAGGACUGGCGUCAAACAGUUAAUGAAAUCGCAGCAAAAGGAUGGGCGCUGCCAGAUGCGUACCUCCGACAACGCUUUGUUGACGCGUUAAAAACCCACAAUCAGGACUGGGUACAAAAUUAUCUCAAGAACUUGCGGAACGGGCAUGACAAAAAUCACAUCCCUGUGUACGACCUAGAUGAUCUUAUCGACGAGCUUAUACGACUAAAGACUGUCGUCAAGAAGGACACGGGUAAAGGGAUGCAGUCCAAGAAGGCUAAUGACAGUGAAAAAGAGUGUUCGCAGAGCUCAAACACCCUGACUACCAAAAAUUCAAAGGAGUUGAACACGUCGCAGAACACCAAUCCGAGCACCUCACAAAACACCCAAAAUUCGCAGCGUUCGGACAAGGAAAGGACUGGGGUUAAAUGUCACUACUGCAGCUACCCAGGCCACAUAAAGAAGGAUUGUCACUACAAGAACUGGAGAGAUCAGAGUGAGGAGUGGCAGCAGUCCCGAAAAGCAAAGAUUGAGGAACUUGCUAAGAAAAACGGCGAGGAACCACCCGAAUUCCAGAGCUCAUUGAAGGGACUGGCCGCGUUACGUCCUCAACGCGAUCCGAAUUGGUAUUUAGACACUGGGUGUUCGGGCAAUAUAACACCCAAUAUGGAGGUGCUCAGCAGUCUGCGGCCCUCAGAUGACGGAAAUUUUGCGGAGGACGCCAAUGGAGGCUCUAUCCGCACGAAAGCAGUUGGCGAGGCGAAUGUUAUGUUGAAUGGGUCGACCCUACGCCUAAACGAAACGAAUUACACUCCAGAUGUGGCAAGUAAUCUCGUCAGCUUUGGUCAGUUGUUAUGUGAUGGGUUCGACUUUGAGCUACUUCGGGGAGAGGACAGUAAAAUGUACGGGUUUAAGAUCAAGGCCCCAGAUGGCGAGGUCUUUUACGCAACGAUAAACAACUCACGCGUCUUCCCCAUACAUGGCACCAAAGAAGCCGCAAUAGCGGCAGUGGCUAAAUCAGUCGUUCCUAAUCUGGCUAACACCCUAUUUGCAUGGCACGUCCGUCUGGGUCACCUCAAUGAAAGGGACAUUCUGAAACUGGCGAAAGACCCCCAGUCGGGUAUAGUUAUCAAAGGGGAUUUGAAGAUGCCCUUCUGCGAGACGUGCAAACUUUCAAAAGCGAAAACCAAGAUCUCACGGAUCCCCAUGCCACGGGCGAAGAAUCGUGGAUAUAGGAUUCAUUUCGACCUCGCGGGCGGUGGUGAGAGUCUUGGUGAUGGGUUGAAUGUCUUUUCACCUAGCAAUCAGGGUUACAAAUACGCGCUCCUAGUGGUUGAUGACGCCACUCGUUACAAGUUCACCUAUUUCCUCAGAGCAAAAAGCGAAGCCCCUGAUGCGGUUGAAUUCCACCUCAAACACCUAAAAGGAUUGGGUGUUAAUGUCGCGUUUGCAAGGUCUGAUUUUGCGACUGAAAUUGGGGGCCAAAAGACACAAAAUGUCCUCACCAAACAUGGGGUUAAAUGGGAACCGACGGAGCCGUAUGCUCCCUGGCAGGACGGGGUAAGUGAACGAGCGAUUCAGGACGUAGCUAUGAAGGCGCGCACUAUGAUGGUCCAAGCAGGUCUCCCACCUGAAAUGUGGGCGGAGUGCAUGCUAACCGCGACUCUGAUCUCAAACAUCACCCCUACCUCGACCGAAUUAUAUAGUGAGAUUGUACCCGAAGGACGUUGGAGUUCAAUGACGAGUUUUGAAGCAUGGGAUGGGAAACCUUACAAGCGGGCAAGUGCUCUACGCGCGAUUGGGACCCCCUGCUACGCAUUAAAGGUUGGUAACCAAAAGGAAAAAUCGAAGUUCGCAGCCCGCAGCGAACGCCACAUCCUUAUAGGAUAUUACGGGGGCUAUGCCUACCGUUUAUGGAACCCCACUACUAAGGAAGUUGUUGUUAGUAGUAGCGUAGAGUUCAAUGAAAGUGCGACAUUAAACCGCCUAGUUGGCCCUGCUCUGGACGAUCGCAAGACGUCAGAGAUUUCUUAUAAUACCCCCAGUGGUGAACCUGAGAAGGUUGACCAGCAGAUUUCCUACAAUCCCCCUGUUCCUGAGGACUCCACUCUACAAACUGAAAUAACCCCUGCGGAACAACCCAAAAAGGACCAGCUUUUCCCAUCAGCCCAGGGGACGACUGGAAAGAAGCGCGGACGGCCAAAAGAUGAAGACGGAAAAAUCACAAGCUACAAGGCACGUUGGGUGGUUCAGGGGUUCCGUCAAAAGAAGGGUGUAGAUUACGACUUGACAUACGCCCCCGUCAUAUCCGCGGAUACAAUCCGCACGAUUUUUGCAGUCGCAGCCUCAAAAGGAUGGAAGAUUCGCCAAAUCGACUUCGUGACGGCGUUUUUAAAUGCAGAACUCCCUGAGGGUGAAAGGCCCUAUAUGCAACAGCCGAAAGGAUUCGAGGUUGGGGACCCAGAGAAGAAUGCUCCCCGGAAUUGGUUCAACCUCAUAACCUCCUACUUGGGAAAAAUUGGAUUCGUCGCUAGCGAAUGGGACUCUGGGCUGUGGUAUAACCGCGAGAAGCAGGUGUAUUUGACGUUGUACGUUGAUGAUAUGAAGCUAGUGGGGCCCGACGAGGGUGCCCUAGAGGAUACGGCGAAAUUGAUCGCGAAGGAGUUCAACAUUAAGGACUUGGGUGAGGCGCGUCACUACCUGGGUAUGAAAGUAGAACGCGGGGACGAGGGAAUUUGCUUAUCUCAAGAGGUGUAUAUUGACCAGGCCCUUAAGAAAUUCAACAUGACAGAGUGCAACCCCGUUCGAACCCCCAUGGAUCCAGGAUUCGCCCCCGAGGGAGGUGACCCAUUUGAUGAGAGUUUGUACAGAGCGGCAGUUGGCACCCUACAGCACCUGGCCACGUAUACAAGGCCCGACAUAGCAUUCGCGGUCGGUUAUUUGGGGCGUUGGGCUAGUAAGCCUACAACAGCAUGCUGGGCGGCGGUUAAACACCUGCUUCGUUAUCUCAAGGGAACCAAGAGCCUGAGAAUCAUCUACCGCCAUACCGCGGAAGUCGGCACUAAAUUAAACGCGUUUUCAGAUUCAGAUUGGGCGGGUGAUGUUGGGGACCGGAAGUCCACCUCUGGAAUGGUGAUUUUGCUGGCCGGUGGCCCAAUCUCGUGGAAAUCCUCAAAGCAAGGGGUAGUGGCGCUGUCAACAACUGAAGCCGAGUACGUUGCGUGCAGUGAGGCGCUUAAGACAGUGAUUCGAAUCCGCGGCCUACUUAAUGAGCUGGGUCUUGCGGAUGGCAGUUCACCUGCUCCUACCAUCAUGAACAUCGACAAUACGGGCGCGAUAGCGGUGGCAAAUGGCGAAAAGGUGACGCGGAACGUGCGCCAUAUUGACAUACGCUUCCACCAUGUCAGGGAUGAGGUCCGCAAAGGGACCAUUAAGCUGUGUCACAUUGAGAGCGCGGGUAUGGCAGCGGAUUGUCUGACCAAGGCAUUAAGUUACGAGAUGAAUACCCGGGCGAUCGAGAUGCUCGGGCUAGUGGGUUGA
This is a messenger RNA of Histoplasma mississippiense, 4188 nucleotides long. RefSeq lists its product as hypothetical. Gene Ontology annotation, molecular function: zinc ion binding; nucleic acid binding. Gene Ontology annotation, biological process: DNA integration. The transcript has 3 exons. The record is from RefSeq and is a predicted model, not a curated record. Lineage: Eukaryota; Fungi; Ascomycota; Eurotiomycetes; Onygenales; Ajellomycetaceae. Bases 1 to 4188 code for a protein of 1395 amino acids.